AACAAAACCCAACAAAAACAAAUAAUCCCGUUUGCUUUGCUGCUGAAGGCAGAUUACGGCCAGCAGCAGCUGACUCAUCCUGGCUUUCUUCUGCCUGUUUGCAAACGGAAAGUGACCACAUUCCAGAUGUCCCGUCGUCCUCGUCGCGAGUGAAGAUCGUUUUGUGUGUUUUUUUGCUUCUGUUGCCUGUUAAAAUUGAAAAUUGUCAAAAAUGUCCAUCGAAUCCGACUGCCACAAGCUGCUGUCCCGGGCCCUGGAUGCGGACGAGUCCGGACAGAAGGAACUGGCCAUCGAGCUGUAUGGCCAAACCGUGGAGACGAUCCUGCGGAUCGAGAACCGUGACAGUCGCGAGAAGUUGCAUCGGUUCGCGAUGCAGGCGCUUGAACGGGCGGAAGAGCUGAAGGGCAUCCGGAAGAAUGUGCCGCCCUCGCAGCUUUCGGUUCCGCAGGGGAUGGCCACGACCCAUCCGGUGCGGAGCAGUGCCUCCGUUGCAAGUCCGGUUCACAGCCCGAAGCUUGAGGUGUCCGGUUCCCGGCAGGCCUACACGAGCGAGGAAAAGAAGGUCCUCGAGCAUACGUCCCACAUCAACGCGAAGGUUUACGUCCCGUUCAUGGACAUUGACCUGAUGGAAAAGUUUCAUUUCCCGAUUCCGUUCACCGACAAAGAUGGCAAGCUGGAGUUGGCUCCGAAGCAAAAGCGGGACUUUGUCCAGUGGGCUCGGGUUAGUGAGUUGUGCGAAAAUCCGCAGUUGAUCGCUGGAGAGCACGCCGAUUUCUACAGCAUCCGACAAACGGUCGUGUCGGAUUGUAGCUUCGUGGCAUCGCUGGCCGUGGCUUCGCUUUACGAGAAGAAAUUCAAACGUAGAAUCCUGACUUCGAUCAUCUACCCGCGGAACAGCCGGGAUGAGCCGAUUUACAACCCCAGUGGGAAGUACUCGAUCCGGAUGCAUGUGAACGGGAUUCCGAGAAAGGUUGUGAUUGAUGACUAUUUGCCGUUAGGGCGGUACAAUCAGCUGCUGUGCUCGUAUUCGAGCAAUAAAAGUGAAUUUUGGGUUUCGCUGCUGGAGAAGGCCUACAUGAAGCUGAUGGGAGGAUACGAUUUUCCCGGAUCGAACAGCAACAUCGACCUGCACGCACUGACCGGUUGGAUCCCGGAGCGGGCCUCGAUCCGCACCAAGGAGUCCGACUUUAACGCCGACGCCGUGUUUAACCGGCUGCGCGAGGGCCUCAGCGCCGGCCGCUGCCUGGUGACGGUGGCCACCGGUGAUCUUACGGACGCGGAAGCCGAACGGACGGGACUGGUGUCGACGCACGCGUACGCCGUGUUGGACAUGCGCGAGGUGGACGGAGUCAAGUUGCUGCAGCUGAAGAAUCCGUGGUCGCACUUGAGGUGGCGCGGGAACUAUUCUGAGUUGGAUGUUAAUCAUUGGACGGUGGAGUUGCAGCAGCAGCUGGGCUACGAUCCGAAACUGGCGGCCAAUUACGAUAAUGGAGUGUUUUGGAUCGAUUAUCAUUCGAUUUUGAACUUUUUCGACGUGUUUUAUCUGAACUGGGAUCCGGCGCUGUUUCAGUACACUUACUGCAUUCAUCAGUCGUGGAGUGCCGGCGUGGGACCGACGAAGGACGCGUACAACGUCGGGGACAAUCCGCAGUUCAGCUUGACGGUUCCGGCGGGGAAGGGUUCGGUUUGGAUUCUGCUGACGAGGCACAUCACUACGAUUGAAGACUUUCGGGAGAAUCGAGAGUACAUCACGGUGCUGGUGUACAAAAAUAACGGAAAGCGGGUUUACUAUCCAUCCGAUCCACCGCCGUACAUCGACGGCGUCCGGAUCAACUCGCCGCACUACCUGUGCAAAAUCCGUCUCGAUCCGGCCUCGGUCCGGAAGUACACGCUGGUGAUUUCGCAGUACGAGAAAUCCGCCACCAUUUACUACUCGCUGCGGGCCUUCUGCCGGAACAAGUUUGAGCUGAAGCAGAUCGACAACCGGUUCCAGACAGUGGAGAAUCUAAACGGCGAAUGGAAGGGUCGAACGGCCGGAGGUUGCCCAAAUCACCCGCUGACCUACAAAAACAACCCGCUCUACCGGUUGCACAUCGGCCCGAAAGACACCAGCCAGCUGGUCGUCGAACUUCGCGGUCCCAAAGUGUACCAGGUAGGGCUCGAGCUGACCGUCGUGUCCCUCGAAGAUCCGGAAGUGACGGCCCCGUUCAUCUCGCAAUCCACCGGCAGCUACCGGUCCGGUUUUUGUGUGCUCGAUCUGGAGGCCAUCCCGGCCGGAGUGUACCAGCUGCGUCCGUCCACGUUUCUGCCCGAGCAGGAGUCGCCGUACUUUCUCAAGGUUAAAUCGACAACGAAUUGUGUCAUCGAAAAGAUAAAUUGAGUGCUUUUUUUUUGUUGCGAGGGAAAAGUUACUGUAAUUGUUGUGUUUUAUUUUUUAUCAUGUUUUACAGCACGCGAAAUGCAAAUAUUACAUUAAGUUUUAC
Culex quinquefasciatus (southern house mosquito) is the source of this 2483-nucleotide messenger RNA. RefSeq names its product calpain-7. The record is from RefSeq and is a predicted model, not a curated record. Gene Ontology annotation, molecular function: calcium-dependent cysteine-type endopeptidase activity. Bases 212 to 2380 code for a protein of 722 amino acids. Gene Ontology annotation, biological process: proteolysis. Lineage: Eukaryota; Metazoa; Arthropoda; Insecta; Diptera; Culicidae. The transcript is spliced from 5 exons.